AUGGUGGAUCAUUAUCGUGGUGAGCUCAUCUUGUGGGAAGAUGCUCGAUGUGAUGAUACCAAGGCCUUCCCUCGCUCCGGUCACGUGGCGUCACAUGAAUUAUUGGCCGGUAGUGAUCGGCUCGCCGCUCGGCGGCCAAUCGGUAAGAUCGACAGCGAGGCAUCUCCACUUCUAGCUCGACACCUCGCCGCGGCGUUAGUUCACCAUCCACCUGCCUCGCAGAGCGCCCUCGUUCCCUGUCAACUCAGACAAUUUGACCCGCAAGCGUGCCCUCUCCUAAUCUCUUCUAUGGACGGCCGUGAGAGCGGGCCUCCAGGGAAGCAGCCCUCUGAUGGCACCCCGCCGCGUCCUGGGAUGUAUCCACAAGGAGGUAUAGGAGGUUUGGACGAGUUUGAUGACAGCCACGUCCCUUACUUCACGAAUACUCUCGGGCUGGAUAUCAACGCUGCCCAAACACCGGGUCCGCCCAUGACUCCACAACAGCAUGCACCCCACGGCACUCUCGGUGAUCGCGACCGGACCGCCGAAGGUAGCAAUAUGUUCAACGAUGACUACAUCGCCAACGAACAAGUCCAUAACACCCAAGACUACGCGAACCCGAGCCCGCCCCGUGGAGGUUAUGGCUAUGGAUACACUACGGAGACCUUAACACGCACACAUCGCUCCACGCUCAUGACGAACUCCGGCGUCUUCACUGGACGUGUAGGAUCCGAACAUGGUUCUAGCCAAGACAACCGGAGCGUAUUGGGCCACCGAAGGCCCCCUGCCAACGAGCCAGCGAGUUCUACCCGUCAUCAAUCGGAUGUACCUGAUCAGACUGCCUCCCAUCGAACACCCGCGCGCGUCCUUGCGGCCAUUAGAGACCACCCCAUAAAGCCGCCAACUCGGAGAAAGAGAAAAGUUAGAACCGAUACCAACCCAGCUGCUCCCUCUCGGGCCCAACCCCGCAGCAUUGCCCCUCUCCCAGUAGCUCGCCUGGAGCAAGCGCACAGGCCGGUACAAGCUCGUGGAAUGCCAACACCCAUGUUUGGCCUAGAUCAUACUCCAGGUUAUAGGAGCGCUGGCAGUGCGGCAGCCUUUCCUGCCAUGGCUCAAGACUCCACUGCAGAGCGUGCCAGUUCUUAUGGACAGCCAAUCGAUGAGGGCAACUCCAGGCAGCUUCAAGAUCCGUACUCCACUGCUCGCCCAAACUACCACAUGUCUUUCGGCCCGACGUUGUCACCGUUUUUUCCCGCACUACCUAGUAUUUCUCAUGGCCGUGCACCACCGGCAUCACGUAUGUAUAACUCCAAUACGUUUCCCACUGUAGUAAAUCUUGUCGAAGCGGAAGACUUUGACCACGAUCGGGAAACUCGCAUGGAGAUUACAGAAAAUAGGUACAGGUUGCUUCUGGGGCGUGACAAUCCGGCGCCUUUUUUCCGCAGCUGGUCCUCCCAAGACCAGGCCGUAUUUCUGGAGUUUUUCCCGGCAUUCAUGGAUAGACACCGUGAUGCUGAGGUGCUGACGGAUGUGGAACGGUUGGCGCUCUAUCGAGAUUACGUACAGUACCGUACGUGGGUUGAAAGUCCAAUUGAUGUGGACCAAACAUGGGCCAACUUGGAACGUUACGGCCUCAUUCAGACACAAUUAGCAGUAUACGGCCAUGUGGACCCUGAACAGACUGCUCAACGAGACCCUACGCCUGACCUUGACGAAGAGAGACGUCGAAUGUACGGAGCACCUGUACGCACAGCGCUAGUAUCUGUCGAAAUUCCAGCUACAGAGAGGCUUCACCGGCCAGUCUUGGGCUCCAUCGGACCCCCCAGCGCUUCGCGCAUUGUCCAGAACGAGAGAUCAACUGAGACGACUCAGAAGGCGCCCAGAAAGUCGAAGAAAGACCGUUCGCCCUUUAAGAACGAUAUUCUGAAAGGGCGUACUCUUAACAGAGACGGUAUGUACUUCAGCUCCGCCGAGGAGGGCGAUGCCUUAUUCCGGGAGCGGCCGCUGUGGAGGCCGAAGAGGGAAACUUUACCUUCCGAGCGGGCGAGAUUGCCUCUUGUCCGGGCGCUGCAGGACGCCAUGGUGAACCUAGAUGGUAUCAAUGACCGUCUCACCAAUCGACUUGCGCGUUGGCGGCCGGACAGUCGAUUCUAUGAUCCGGUCGCGAUCGAGCUUGCUGCUCAUAAACUCUUGGCUAAAAUCUUCAAGUUGCACGAGGAUGGCUGGACUAGGCCUGUGUUGGACCCAACACAAGAAAGCCUCUUUGACCCGGAACCCGAUUUGUCCUUCCUUGAGCGUUUCGAAGCUAUUCGAGAAGUGCUCUAUCACUGGAAGGCCACAGCGAAGAUGGUCCUUCAAGGCGAUGAUCUGAAGAUAGAUCAGUUCAUUGCCGGCCCCAAUGAGCGCGCAGAGAGGAGCGGGAGAUAUAGCGAAGCCAAUAUUGCGAAACAAAUAAUCAUCGAGGAAGGUCGCCUGGCCAAAAAGGGAAACAAGCGUAGUGCUGCGGAAGCUUUCUCCUCAGAAGGUCGUGAGGCCAGAAGAAGCACAACGACUCUGCCACGGCAAACGCUCCGAGCCUCAACGCCCAGCGCAUCGAGUAGACGCCGUAAUGCCACCACCGCAGCCAAUGCCGUCGAGAGCGAUGUUAGCUCCGAAACCAGCGAGACCGACGACGACACAUCCACAGCUCAGGAAACGCCGAGGGAUCCAAAAGUCACUAGGAGAUUCCUACCUCGCGAGAGCAAGAACAAGAAGAGGAAGCACGGACAAUAG
Molecule: messenger RNA, 2751 nt
Organism: Mytilinidion resinicola
Lineage: Eukaryota; Fungi; Ascomycota; Dothideomycetes; Mytilinidiales; Mytilinidiaceae
Exons: 8
Coding region: 1-2751 (916 amino acids)
Source: RefSeq, a predicted model, not a curated record